CAGCACCCCUGGUUUACACACUCAAGACCCCGUGCCUGGUGCUGAUCUGAGCUGACACCAUGUGCGACGACGAAGAGACUACCGCCCUGGUCUGCGAUAACGGCUCCGGCCUGGUGAAGGCUGGCUUCGCCGGCGAUGACGCACCUCGCGCCGUGUUUCCGUCCAUCGUUGGUCGCCCCCGCCACCAGGGCGUCAUGGUUGGUAUGGGCCAGAAGGACUCCUACGUCGGCGACGAGGCCCAGAGCAAGAGAGGCAUCCUGACCCUUAAGUACCCCAUCGAGCACGGCAUCAUCACCAACUGGGACGACAUGGAGAAGAUCUGGCACCACACCUUUUACAACGAGCUUCGUGUGGCCCCGGAGGAGCACCCCACCCUGCUAACAGAGGCCCCCCUCAACCCAAAAGCCAACAGAGAGAAGAUGACCCAGAUCAUGUUCGAGACUUUCAACGUCCCCGCGAUGUACGUGGCUAUCCAGGCCGUGCUGUCACUGUACGCUUCUGGGCGUACCACAGGUAUUGUCCUGGACUCCGGUGACGGUGUGACACAUAACGUGCCCAUCUACGAGGGCUACGCUCUUCCUCACGCCAUCAUGCGUCUGGAUUUGGCCGGUCGUGACCUCACAGAUUACCUCAUGAAGAUCCUGACUGAACGUGGAUACUCUUUUGUCACAACCGCUGAGCGUGAGAUCGUGCGUGACAUCAAGGAGAAGUUGUGCUACGUGGCUCUGGACUUUGAGAAUGAGAUGGCUACAGCAGCUUCCUCCUCAUCUCUGGAGAAGAGCUACGAGUUGCCCGACGGUCAGGUCAUCACCAUCGGCAACGAGCGUUUCCGCUGCCCAGAGACGCUCUUCCAGCCCUCGUUUAUUGGUAUGGAAUCCGCUGGCAUCCACGAAACCACUUACAACAGCAUCAUGAAGUGUGACAUUGACAUCCGUAAGGACCUGUACGCCAACAACGUCAUGUCUGGCGGCACCACAAUGUACCCUGGCAUCGCUGACCGCAUGCAGAAGGAGAUCACUGCUCUGGCCCCCAGCACCAUGAAGAUUAAGAUCAUCGCCCCCCCUGAGAGGAAGUACUCAGUGUGGAUCGGCGGCUCCAUCCUCGCCUCUCUGUCCACCUUCCAGCAGAUGUGGAUCAGCAAGCAGGAGUAUGAUGAGGCUGGACCCUCCAUCGUCCACAGGAAGUGCUUCUAGGCCCCUCCUUCGCCCUCUCCCCCCUCUGUUACCUCCCUCCUUCUGUGCCAACAGCGCAAUUUAUGGCUCAAAAGCAGGAACUCUUGUGUUGUCGCCAAAUUAUUUGUUUACACUAAAGUGCAAUUUAUAUGUGGAUAUGUAUAGGUUUAUAAAUAAACGAGAAGUGAGACUUGC
This is a messenger RNA of Scatophagus argus, 1367 nucleotides long. RefSeq names its product actin, alpha cardiac muscle 1. The transcript is spliced from 7 exons. Gene Ontology annotation, cellular component: actin filament; striated muscle thin filament; stress fiber. The record is from RefSeq and is a predicted model, not a curated record. Bases 60 to 1193 code for a protein of 377 amino acids. NCBI's taxonomy places the organism in Eukaryota, Metazoa, Chordata, Actinopteri, Scatophagidae. Gene Ontology annotation, biological process: skeletal muscle thin filament assembly.